Messenger RNA from Macadamia integrifolia, 1620 nucleotides. Its product is annotated as bZIP transcription factor 53-like. NCBI's taxonomy places the organism in Eukaryota, Viridiplantae, Streptophyta, Magnoliopsida, Proteales, Proteaceae. Gene Ontology annotation, biological process: positive regulation of DNA-templated transcription. Gene Ontology annotation, molecular function: DNA-binding transcription factor activity; transcription cis-regulatory region binding. The transcript has a single exon. Gene Ontology annotation, cellular component: nucleus. The record is from RefSeq and is a predicted model, not a curated record. Bases 757 to 1395 code for a protein of 212 amino acids.
GUUCCCUCUAUAAGCCUAUGGAGAACUUCUACAGGAAAUUAAGAUUACGAUUAAAGUUAGAAAGUUUUAAAAAAUAUUUCCCAAUGAUAAUUUAGGAAACCCAACUCGUUUUCUUCGUUUUUCCACUUCUCAAUUCUAUAAAAGCUGCUCCAGAGGAAGCUAGGUACCUUCACCAAUUCAUAUUUCCCUUCCAAUCUUUUGCUUGCUUGCUCGUCCGUCCUGUUCCUUUCAGUUAGUCCUUGUUUUUCAGGAUCGUCGCCACCGUCUUUCUUGUUCUUGUCCAAGAUAUACUGAUCAGGCUAAGUAUCUUCUUCGUUUCACGUUUCUUUUCCCGUUUUUCUUUGGUUCAGAAGAGAUGGUUUGAUUGCCGUCUUUGUUUCAAAGAUCCUGUCUUUUGGAUCUGUUUUUUAUUGUGAUUUGGGCGGUUCGAGCUUUUUAAUCUAGGCUUGGUUAGUCUGGUAACCCUUUGGAUUGAUUUCUUGUCAUGAUAUUGGUCGAUUUAGGUUUUCUGCUGUGGAAAUCCCAUCUCUGUGCUUUAUGAGCUACGUGACCCUCCUGCGUGGGCUCCGUCUUCUUCUGUCUUUCUCUGUUGUCUUCCUCUACUGGUUCUAUGUUGUCCAUUAAUCUCAUUAUUCUCUGAUCGAUCGUUUUUGUUUUUAUUUAUUUAUUUAUUUUUUUUCCAAUUUCUUGUCAAAUUUUAUUGUUUGAGAACACCCAUCUCUCUAAUCCGCGGAGAAUAACCUAAGAAAGGGAGGAAUGUCAUCAACGCAACCACUCACUAGCUCCGGAUCCGAAGGCGAUCAGCAGAACGCGGUAGUCAAUGAGCGGAAAAGGAAAAGGAUGAUUUCGAACCGCGAAUCUGCGAGGCGAUCGCGGAUUAGGAAGCAGCAGCAUCUGGAUGAUCUGAUUGGGCAAAUAAGCGAACUUCAGAAACAGAACAGUGAGCUAGUGCAGAAAGCCGAGUUCAGCCAGCAACGCUGCAAUCAGUUCGAGUCUGAAAACCGGGUUUUGAAGGCUCUUUUGGCGGAAUUGCGUGAAAGGGUGCAGUCUCUCGAAAGAUUCGCCGACUUGGUACGGGAUACCAGCCAUCUGUUCAAGAACUUGCCUGAGAUAUCGGAUCCUCUGAAGGAUACCAGCCAUCUGUUCAAGAACUUGCCUGAGAUAUCGGAUCCUCUGAACGAUACCAGCCUUCUGUUCAAGAACUUGCCUGGGAUAUCGGAUCCUCUGCUGGAACAACCAUGGCAACUUCCGGUCUCAUCAGAUCCUCUGCUGGAACCAUGGCAACUUCCGGUCUCAUCGGAUCCUCUGCUAGAACCUCUGCUAGAACCAUGGCAACUUCCGUUCUCAUCACAGCCAAUCAUGGCUUCUACUGAUAUGGGCACAAUAUUUUUCUAGUGCACUACUAAUUCCCUUCUCAGAAUAUAGUCUUAGGAUUAACCAUCUCUUUCUUUUUAGUCUGGUAGUCUCAGUUUAGUAGUGACUGAUGAUCAUCUUUAGUGUGCAUAGAUUACUUAGAUGCAGAUAGGUGUCAGCUACUCCGUUUUUAACUAUUCUGGAUCUUAUUAGCAUGUUAGAUUAUUAUUAUUAUUAUUAUUUUUAAUUGGAAUUGGGAUUGAUACA